Molecule: messenger RNA, 1762 nt
Organism: Vigna radiata var. radiata (mung bean)
Lineage: Eukaryota; Viridiplantae; Streptophyta; Magnoliopsida; Fabales; Fabaceae
Product: U-box domain-containing protein 1
Exons: 1
Coding region: 303-1271 (322 amino acids)
Cellular component (GO): nucleus; cytoplasm
Molecular function (GO): protein binding
Source: RefSeq, a predicted model, not a curated record
AUUAAGGUAUCUUAGGUUAAUUGUUAUAGUAAAAUCUUAAGCAUCUGACUCAAUCAAAGGUUUGGAAAAAAGUCAACUAAGUUAGUAACAUAAGGUUAAGAGUGACAGCUUCAGAAUCACUUCAAUUUCUUUCAUGAUCAUCACUAUCUUUACACCACCCGACCAAUCACAUUCCAUUGCUUCAUCUCUUUGAACUCAAACCCCCACAAAAAAUAUUGCAAUUUGCAUUCAAUUCUCACAUCCCAAAUGGAUUCAAAGUUUAAAAAUUUCAAAUUUAGGUCAUAAUUAUCUCCAUUCAAUCCAUGGACACCAAAUUGUUAACAAUCCGUACACUGGUCUCCUCCCUCGCUUCCUCCUCCGACCAAACCCGUCUCGCCGCCCUCCGCCACCUCCGCCGCACCUCCAACGAGGAUCCCGCCGCCCGCCCUCUCAUCUCCGCCGCCGGUGCCGUACCCCUCCUCGCCGCCGCCCUCUACUCCCCCUCCCACCCCAUCCAAGACCACGCCGCCGCCACCCUCCUCAACCUCUCCAUCUCCGACCGCCGCCCCCUCCUCUCCUGCCCCGCCCUCUUACCCGCCCUCGCCCACAUCCUCUCCCGUCACGCCACCUCCUCCGCCCCAUCCGCCGUCCAAUCCGCGGCUGCCACCCUCCACAGCCUCCUCGUCGUGGUAGCCGAGUUCCGCCCCGCCGUCGGUGCAAAACCCGAAAUUCUUCGUGCCCUCAUCAGCAUAAUGAGUGAUCCCGAUUCGCUGACGAGGACGAUCAAGGAUGCUCUAAAAGCAUCUUUCGGAAUUGCACUCUACCCGCCGAGCCGAACAGCACUGGUCCGGCUUGGCGCAGUUCCCGUGCUCUUCGCUCUGGUGGCGAAGGACAAGGACGGGAAGAGAAAAGUUGGCAUAAUUGAGGAUGCGACGGCGGUGAUCGCGCAGAUUGCGGGGUGCGAGGAGAGCGAGGAGGCGUUUCUUAAGGUUUCGGGGGUUUCUAGGUUGGCCAUGAUGCUGUGUUCGGAAAGUGGAAACUGUAGUUUGAGGACAAAGGAGAAUGCUGUUGCGGCGCUGUUGAAUCUGGUGAGAUAUGGGAGUGAGAGAGUAGUUGGGGAAGUUAAGAACAAGGUUGGGUCCUUGGAUGGGAUCUCCUACGUGCAGGAACACGGUAGCCCCAAAGGGAAGAGCAAGGCCGUGGCUUUUUUCAAGCUUCUUCUUGAUGGUGGAAGCAGUGCUGAAAUUGCUCAAGAUUUGUACCCUGUGCACUCUGAUUCGGCUUCCUACUGAAUACUAAAACUUAGUUUGUUUUCUAUGUAAACUAGUCUCAGAUUGAAUACUAAAAUUUCAAUGUUACUACACUUUCAUCUAACACUAAAAACAUUAGACAAAAACAUUUGUCGUGGUCUGCUUCUAGUAGAAACAAAGACAGUUAAUGAUUUUACUUGCUAGGUUUUGAAUUAAAUUGUUGGUUAGCGUUUGGAAGUACUAAAGAUGGUUCAUAACAUGUGUAAAUAAUGUAGCAACCAAGCAAUAAGCUUUAUUUUUAAACACCUUCAAAGACUUGAAAGUCUCUCUCUAAGCAUGAUGCAUAUACCUUCUCAUUUUAUAUCUUGCAUGUCCUUUCGUGUUUGCUGAAGGUUUGGAUUGCCCUCUUUUUGUGUUGUCUUUGUAAGCAUAGCAUAAAGAGGAUCCACUUUGCAAGCCAUUUUAGUUUAAAACAUUUUUUCUUUCAUUAAGGGAGACUUCUUCCAAACGCCUUGCUUUAUAAUGGUUUUUGC